Messenger RNA from Telopea speciosissima, 971 nucleotides. Its product is annotated as transcription factor FER-LIKE IRON DEFICIENCY-INDUCED TRANSCRIPTION FACTOR-like. NCBI's taxonomy places the organism in Eukaryota, Viridiplantae, Streptophyta, Magnoliopsida, Proteales, Proteaceae. The record is from RefSeq and is a predicted model, not a curated record. Gene Ontology annotation, molecular function: protein dimerization activity; DNA-binding transcription factor activity; sequence-specific DNA binding. The coding region runs from base 36 to 971 and encodes 311 amino acids. Gene Ontology annotation, cellular component: nucleus. The transcript has 4 exons. Gene Ontology annotation, biological process: regulation of DNA-templated transcription.
UAAAACAGAAGGAAGGAAGAGAGAUAGCAGAAGCAAUGGAUCCUCAAGAAUUCCAAGUUUUCCAUGAGCAAAUUACCAACUUUGGCUAUCAAAGUUUUAUCAAUGAAAGCAACUAUGAUCAUUUGAUUGAUCUCAUUAGAGGAGAAAAUGCAGAAGAACCCAUCACCAGUUUCAUUCCAAAUUAUGAUGGUAAUGAACUUAUGUUUAAUGGUGGUUUGGUUGAUAACCAUUUUCCUCCUUCUUCCAUGCUUGGAGACAUGUUUGAUUUUAACUCAAAUCCCAACUCUACUUUCAAUUCAUUACCACAAUUUAGUGAAGAAGAUGAGAUAAGAGAAGAUGAGAACGAAAACGAUGGGUAUAAUUCCUCUGCAACUACAACAACUACAUCGACGAAGAACGUAGAUCGAUCGAGAACUUUGAUUUCUGAAAGACGUCGAAGGGGACGUAUGAAGGAGAAGCUCUAUGCAUUGCGUUCUUUGGUUCCUAACAUAACUAAGAUGGACAAGGCUUCUAUUGUUGGAGAUGCAGUGCUGUACGUGCAAGAUUUGCAAAUGGAAGCAAAGAAGUUAAAAGCUGAGAUUUCUGGGUUAGAGUCAUCUUUAAAAGGAGGAGUAGAGAGACUUCAAGAUUUUGUUAAUAAACCCAAGAAAAUUCCAGAGUUUGAUAAGAACCAUUUAAGUUGCAGGAAGAUAGUUCAGAUGGAUGUGUUCCAAGUGGAAGAGAGAAGUUAUUAUGUGAGGUUGGAAUCUAUUAAGGGAGAAGGGGUAGCUGUGGGUCUUCACAAGGCUCUUGAAUCACUAACUUGUUUUGAUGUUAAAGAUUCCAAUUUCAGCACUGUUUGUGAGAGAUUGGUCUUGACAUUUACACUCCAUGUAAGAGAAUGUGGAGAAGAGAUGAACAUGUCGACUUUGAAGAUAUGGGUUACAGGGGCUCUUCUCAACCAGGGAUUUGAGUUCAAGACACCAAUAUAG